This is a messenger RNA of Solanum pennellii, 1728 nucleotides long. RefSeq names its product protein NUCLEAR FUSION DEFECTIVE 4-like. The record is from RefSeq and is a predicted model, not a curated record. Gene Ontology annotation, cellular component: membrane. Lineage: Eukaryota; Viridiplantae; Streptophyta; Magnoliopsida; Solanales; Solanaceae. The annotation marks the transcript as partial. The transcript has a single exon.
UACAAUUUUACUUUGCAAUUUCUUCGUGGACGAUGGUUUAUGAUGUUUGCUUCAUACUUGAUCAUGGCUGGUGCAGGUGCAACAUAUUUAUUUGGUGUUUAUUCGAAAACUAUAAAAUCGACACUUGGAUAUGACCAAACUACCCUCAAUCUUCUUAGUACAUUCAAAGAUUUGGGUGCUAAUGUUGGUGUCCUUUCUGGUCUUUUAGCUGAGGUAACACCUACUUGGUUUGUUCUAUUAAUUGGAUCACUAAUGAAUUUAAGUGGAUAUUUAUUAAUAUGGCUAGCCGUGACCAAAAAAAUUGCAAAACCUAAAAUAUGGCAUAUGUGUUUGUACAUAUGUGUAGGUGCAAAUUCACAAAAUUUUGCUAAUACUGGUUCACUUGUUACAUGUGUUAAAAAUUUCCCACAUAGUAGAGGGAUGAUGUUGGGAUUGAUGAAGGGUUUUGUAGGUUUAAGUGGUGCAAUAUUUACACAACUUUAUUUAGCUAUUUAUGGUAAUGAUUCGAAGUCGUUGAUACUUUUAAUUGCUUGGCUACCUGCACUCUUAUCGCUGAUUUUUAUAUUUAGUAUUAGGGAGAAGAAAUUUUCUAGACAUCCUAAUGAGGUGAAAGUAUUUUAUGUGACACUUGUAAUAUCAAUUGUAUUGGCUUUGUUAUUGAUGGGGAUUACAAUUGCACAAAAGUACAUUGAGUUCUCACACAUUGGUUAUGUUGCAUGUGCUACUAUAGUUUGUGUGGUGUUAUUUUGUCCAUUAUUUGUUGCAAUAAGGGAGGAGUAUGCAAGUUGGAAGUUGAAUAAGAAAGAAUUGGAAAGUGUACCUUCUAGGGUUAUUGUUGAAGAACCUCCUUUGCCGAUAUCUAGGGCGCCGGUGUCGGAAAUCGAGUUGCCGGAAUAUUCUUCCACGGUGAAAGUACAAGAGAAGAAGGAAGUUGGAUGUUUUAGUGACAUAUUCAAGAAGCCAAAAAGGGGUGAGGAUUAUACUAUAUUACAAGCAUUAUUGAGUAUAGACAUGUUGAUAUUAUUUGUGGCAACUUUUUGUGGACUAGGGUGUAGUUUAACAUCAAUAGACAAUUUGGGACAAAUUGGUGAGUCCUUAGGGUAUCCACAACAUACCAUUAGCACAUUUGUGUCCCUAAUGAGUAUAUGGAACUAUUUUGGUAGGGUUUGUUCAGGAUUCAUCUCUGAAAAACUUCUUUCGAAGUGGAAAGUCCCUCGUACACUAAUCAUGACCUUUGCUCUCAUCUUGCCUGCUAUAGGCGAUCUCAUCAUUGCAUUCCCAUUCUCUGGUUCAGUCUACGUGGCAUCAUUACUUAUAGGUUUCUCUUUUGGUGUCCAAUUGACACUCCUUUUUAUUAUAAUAUCGGAGUUAUUCGGACUGAAGUAUUACUCAACGUUGUUCAAUUGCGGUCAAUUGGCUAGUCCACUUGGAUCAUAUAUAUUGAAUGUGCAAGUUGUUGGGAGAUUAUAUGAUAAUGAGGCAUUGAAGCAACUACAAAGUAAAGGGUUGACAAGAUCAAUGGUGAAAGAAUUAACUUGCAUUGGUAAACAAUGUUAUAGAAAUUCUUUUAUUAUAUUAGCUUGUGUUAAUUUAUUUGGAGCUAUUGUUUCUUUGAUUUUGGUUAAGAGAACUAUGGAUUAUUACAAGAGUGAUAUUUAUAAAAGGUUUAGAGAUCAAAUGGAAGCAAAUGAAAAGGAGAUGAAGAUGAUUUCUACUACUGAAAAAUAA